AUGCGUCCGUUCACAGUGAUUCCUUGCAGAACGUUUCGAUUGCUAUGCACCUCAGAACUAACUCUGCGGAUAGCCAAGGGUGUAGUAGAAGGUCCGUCGCGUAACCUUUUGGAGUCGGUGGCUCAAUCGAUUGCCAACACCACGCUGCUCAAGUUCCCUCAGAUCUCUGCUGUUCGAGUGAAGGUCGGGAAACCUCAUGUCGCGGUGCAAGGCGUCGUGGACUACUUGGGAGUGGAGAUACUGAGGCACAGAAAUGCAUGA
Messenger RNA from Triticum turgidum subsp. durum (durum wheat), 261 nucleotides. NCBI's taxonomy places the organism in Eukaryota, Viridiplantae, Streptophyta, Magnoliopsida, Poales, Poaceae. The record is from the annotation of a GenBank genome assembly.